Leptonychotes weddellii (Weddell seal) is the source of this 4815-nucleotide messenger RNA. RefSeq names its product zinc finger protein 346 (gene ZNF346). The record is from RefSeq and is a predicted model, not a curated record. Gene Ontology annotation, molecular function: double-stranded RNA binding; zinc ion binding. Lineage: Eukaryota; Metazoa; Chordata; Mammalia; Carnivora; Phocidae.
CAUCUCGCGAGACCAAGGUUUAUGAGUGGCUAUCUGCCGGUUAGGCCUUGCAGGAAAGAUGGAGUAUCCCGCGUUGGGCACCGUGGAGGCCGCGGACAGUGGAGGGGCCCGGCCAUACAACAACUCCGAGGAGCGAGAAGGACGGGAACCGGACGGGCUGAGCUUCGACCGCGAGAGGGGGCGCCGCCUGUGGGAAGCAGUGUCCGGGGCCCAACCAGUGGGGAGGGAGGAAGUGGAGCACAUGAUCCAGAAGAACCAGUGUCUCUUUACCAAUACCCAGUGUAAGGUUUGCUGCGCCUUGCUCAUUUCUGAGUCCCAGAAGCUGGCACACUACCAGAGCAAAAAACAUGCCAACAAAGUGAAGAGAUACCUAGCAAUCCAUGGAAUGGAGACAUUAAAAGGGGAAACGAAGAAGCUAGACUCAGAUCAGAAGAGCAGCAGAAGCAAAGACAAGAACCAGUGCUGCCCCAUCUGUAACAUGACCUUUUCCUCCCCUGUCGUGGCCCAGUCGCACUACCUGGGGAAGACCCACGCAAAGAACUUAAAGCUGAAGCAGCAAUCCACUAAGGUGGAAGCUCUGUCGAAACGCCUUACAAACCCUUUCCUUGUGGCCUCCACCUUAGCCUUGCACCAGAAUAGAGAGAUGAUAGACCCAGACAAGUUCUGCAGCCUCUGCCAUGCGACUUUCAACGACCCUGUCAUGGCUCAACAACAUUAUGUGGGCAAGAAACACAGGAAACAGGAAACCAAGCUCAAACUCAUGGCACACUAUGGGCGGCUGGCAGACCCUGCUGUCACUGACUCAUCAGCUGGGAAGGGCUACCCCUGCAAGACGUGUAAGAUAGUACUGAACUCCAUAGAACAGUAUCAAGCUCAUGUCAGCGGCUUCAAACACAAGAACCAGUCACCAAAAACAAUGGCAUCACCCCUGGGCCAGAUUCCAGUGCAAAGGCAGACCAUUCAGAAAGACUCAGCCACGUUGGAAGACUAGAGAUGUUUCUGUCUGGCAUCCCAGGUUGAACCAGCCAUGAGCCAGCUUCCCGUGACCAUGGUCAGCCCUUGGCUCCCUCUUCCUCGUUUCUUAUACCUGGAGAACAUGUAGGCCUAAGGCAGGAGUGGGCCACAGGUAGCCUCUGAUUGGUCCAGGGAAAUCCACCCCUGCUUUUCCCCUUUGGAGUGGGCCCUGUAGGUCAGGACAAGAGAAGGGGGUGAAUCCUGAGAGGACUUGGGGCCUCACAGGGUAGUAGUUUGGAGGAUGGCCUUUCCCCUUCCCCAGCCUCUUUGGGCCAUAUGUCAUGAGCCCCAGGCCUGUCUUUCCUCUGCAGGUCAGUUUUGAACCGGUCUCUGCAGCUAAAGAACUGAGCUCUCCCUGGGCUCUAGGCAGCUCCAGUGAAACCUGGCGCUUUCACACCAGACCUUGGCCUAGGUGGGAAAGGGUAGAUGGAAAUGGCUGCUCCAUGGACGCUUUGAGCUAAUAUGACACUCCCCUUUUCGCCAAAAAGUACAGGCUUUCCCGAGCCUGCGACCAGAUGCUGGCCAGUUAGACAGCUUUCUGCCCACUGUGCAGUUUCCUCCUGGAGCAGUGAUACAGUCCUGGCAGAGCAGUGCUGUCCUUCCUGCCCCUUCUCCACAGUCCCUGAAUGGUGCUAAGGAUCUGCAGCCGCUGGGGAAAAGCUAGAGCUGGAGGAGGCCUCAGUACCCUGUGGGGUCAUGGAAAGCUCCGGGGGGGGGCUUUCCCCUCCUCUGUCGGAGAGGUGCUCUGACCCAGGGGCGUGUGGGCAAGUCCCCACAUGCAAAGUCCUUUGAUGGUUCUGUGCCAUGAAGGCAAACCGCCUCGUGCCAGCCCAGCUCUGAGGUGCGUUGCUGCUCCUGGCUCCCUAGCCCUCUCCUUCUCCUCAGGCAGCAGACCACCUGCCCAGGUUGCUGUGGUGCUAGCCCUCUCCCAUCAUCCACCAGGAGAUUCCUGGGUACCAGGGAACAGGAUAGGACCCCCAGGGAAAGAAAAGAGAGCUGGUACAGGUUUCUGCAAUGAGGAAAAAGAUGUUUCCCAGGCCCCAAGCUUCGAUUUCUCCAGCUCUGCUGUGUUUUAUAGCCGAGGACUUCACUGGGAGUGGAUUUUUCCUUGUAGCUUUCAAGUAGGAAUUCCAAGGAGUGUCACCAUCAUAGGCCCCUCUUCAUUGAGUCAGAGAAGCCCCUAGCUGCUCUCAUGGCCCCGUCCCCCGAUUGCCUGUCCCUUUGCCUGUGAAAUGCCUUUACGUAUUGUGUAUGGGUGUGUGUGCGUGUGCUUAUGCUCUGUCUCUUGGUCACUGAAGCAUCUAAAUAAAGAAUUUCUCCCAUGAGCCAGACUGCAACUUAACAGACCUGGGAUUUGGUGCCAGAUUGCCGUUGGAUCUAAUAUGUGUGUCAUGACCGCUUACCCUCACCCCUCUCAGACUCCCAGGGCUCUAAAUACUGAUCUUAAGAGGUGGCACAGAGAUAAACAUCUAAAUUGCUUGGCAACCUUGUUGAAGCCUUCCCAGGUGCCCUAAACUUAAUACCACCUCAUCCACUCAUCUACUUCCUCCUGUCACUGAGGGCUUUAUGGAGGUCUUUAGGGGGGUUAAGCUGAGAAUCUACGUUGUUUGAGAGGAUCAUUCUGGCUGUUCGGUGGAGAAGAGAUGCAGGGGAGCAGGACAGGAGACAGACGGGGAAGCCAAAAUGGAGGCUGUGUCCAGUAUGGCUCUCUCCAGGCUAAUCCCUUCAGGGCUGAGACCUAGCCUCUUUCAUCUCUACUUCUCUAAUGUGGAGUGGUGUGUCAUGAAGUGUUUGUUGAAUGAAUGAAUGUAUGAAUGAAUGAGGGUGUAUAAGGAAAGAUGGCCUUUCCCUACACAGCUCUUACUCGGCACUAGGUUUGUUCCAUCAACUUAUAGGCCUAGAGAUUCUUGCAGGAAGCUUUUCUAUGACCCAGAAAUGAGCUAGGGAAGGAGUGAGUGUGAUGGCCUCAGGAGCCCUUUGUCCAAUGUUUGUCUCAGACAGCCAGAUCUGAGAAGGGUACCCAGGCAGCCUCAGCCCCCAUUCUUCACUCAGCAAACUGUUCUUGGCACCUGCUGUUGACAAGCUGGGAAGGGCCCUACGCGGCCCCCAUGGUGGGUUCCCAGCUCUCAGCAUUCAAAGCCCAGGACUGUCCCAGCAGUUUCCCUGGAGUCCUUCUUACCUUAUCCAGGGUGUCAGAAUCAGCCUCAUCUAUCAGGCAAGGAAAUGAAGGGCAGAAGGGUGGGUGGGCUGCCAGAGCAUGAGCCCUUGGCGCAUAAGACCUCUUAGUCUGGAUUCAGGAGUCUCUGCUAGCCGUGUGCCCAGCCCUGUUGGCAAGAGGGCACAGGGAUGAACAUUUUCUUGCCAUUGGGGAGCUCACACACUAUAAAGAUCAUUAUGGCAAUGGUCAGAGGAUCAUAAAGGGUGCAUUGAGAAUGCCCAGAUGUGGGCACUAACUCACCUAAGGGUAUGAAAAAGCUGGAGAAGUUGGGAAACUUGCAUUUGAUCUGCAUAACAGCCUUUUGAACUAGGUAAUGAUAUUCCAUUUUAUAAAAAAGACUCAAAGAGGUAUAGUAUUUUGCCCAAGGUCCUGCCACUAAGAAGCAACAAAAUGGAGAGUGGAAUCCAGUUCUCUAGAUUGCUAGUCUGGAACCCUUUCCAAGCAAGGACCAGAAUCCUUCCCACAGGACCCCUGGGCCUGUGCCACGCACCUUCUGGCAGGACUAUGGUCUUACAGGGCAAGCAACCAUAAAAUAGAUUGGACAAGGCUCAGUGGUUAUUUUAUAUUCCAAGCCCCCCCAUACUUCUCAUAAUUUUACCCAAGAUUUCCAGUGUAUUAGACUCCAGUUAUAACUGUAAUAAACUGAAAUCAAAAUGAUUAGCUAAAAAGGAAAAUUUAUUGAUUAACCAAAUGAAAAAUUUCGGUACAGGGAUGGCUAGAUCCAGGUUCUGACACAGUGUCUUCAGGAAGAAUUUAAUCUCACUCUGCUUUCCUCUGUGUGGCCUCUUUCUCAGGCGGACUCUCCAGAAGGUAGCAAGAUGGCCACUGGCAGCUCCAGGCUUGUAUCCUGAUAGAUAGGCAACUACAGUACAGAAAAAACAUCUUUUCUUACUAGUUCCAAGAAAAAAUUCUGGAUUGAUUCAUUAGCCAGCUUGGCCCUGUUCCGAUUCCUAAACCAAUCACUGCAACUAGGGGAAAUGGUGCCCUUAUUUGGGGCCUGGGAAAGAAGGAGCUCCACCUGAAACACAUUGACUGGAAGAGAAAAGAAAGUGUGGGGCUCCUUCCAGACUAAGGGAGAAGAGUGGAUGGGGGUGGGCAAAAAUAACUGCUUUAAGCCAUACCCAGAAAUUGUCUUUAUUUAAAUACCACUUUUCCCUUACUUCUGAGCUACAUUUCGUAAUGUGCUCUAAUUUUUCAAGUACAAUUUGAUAAUCCUUACAUAUGUGUGCACAUCUGGGCAGUCACCCUCCAGAUCAAGAUACAGAACAUUGCCAGCUCCCCCAAAGUUUCCCUUGUUCCCCUUCCUAGUUAUUAUCUCCCAGAAGUAAACACUGUUUUGACCUCUAUCACCAUAAAUUAGUUUUGCUUGCUCUUGAAUUUUGUAAAAAUGGAAUCACAUCCUCUUUUGCUUAAUAUUAUGUCUGUGAGAUUCAUCCAUGUUUUUGUGUGUGUCAGAAGUUCAUUUUUUUCAUGCUGUGUAGUAGUAGUCCAUUAUAUGAAUACACCACAGUUUAGCCAUUCUGUUGAUGGACAAUUGGGUUAUUUCCAUUUUGAACUAUUAUAAAUAAAGCUCUUAUGAAAAA